Messenger RNA from Mauremys mutica (yellowpond turtle), 1120 nucleotides. It is a transcript of the gene TMEM17, whose product is annotated as transmembrane protein 17. The record is from RefSeq and is a predicted model, not a curated record. Lineage: Eukaryota; Metazoa; Chordata; Testudines; Geoemydidae. The transcript has 4 exons. Gene Ontology annotation, biological process: non-motile cilium assembly. The coding region runs from base 81 to 761 and encodes 226 amino acids. Gene Ontology annotation, cellular component: ciliary transition zone.
GUGGUCCCCGCUCCGUCGGCGCCUGCCGCCUAGCGUCUCUGCCCUGGUUGCCAUAGCAGCGGGUUGGAUGCGCGGCCAGCAUGGCGCUGCCGGACCCGGUCAGAAGGAGGCUCGGCUCCUUCAGCCGGACUGUGUUCAGCGACAGCAACCGCACCGGCCCGGAGCGCCGAGGCAGCGGCGGCGGCCUGGAUAAUGAAAUAGUCUCCAGUUUGCCAUUGCAGAUGUCCCUCUAUUUCAACCUUUACUUUUUCCCAUUUUGGUGGGUGAGCAGUGUUGUCAUGCUCCAGCUGAAGUACCCAGUCUUGCCAGAUUACUACAAGUUCAUCCUGGUCACAGUAAUCGUCCUAGCCUCUCUAAUUGAGGCGAUCCGACUGUAUCUUGGAUACAUGGGCAACCUGCAGGAGAAGGUACCUGAACUGGCUGGCUUUUGGCUUCUGAGUCUCCUCCUGCAGUUGCCCAUAAUCCUCUUCGUGCUCUUUAAUGAAGGUUUGAAGAUCCAGCCACUGGAGCGAGCAGUCCACAUCGUUUUUGCCCUCUUCCUCACCUUCCAGAUCAUUGCAGCUUUUCUUGCCUUGAAAAGAAUGGUGAACCAGCUGGCAGUUCGUUUCAGCCUUAAUGAAUUUGACCAGCUGGACGAUCAUCCCACAUCUGAUUAUCUAGCCUGGGAGAAGAAGAGGGUGCAGGCUCCAUGGCGGGUAGGACAAAAUUUUGAGGAGGCUCCUCCAUCAAAUAUUGAUUGGGAGUCUGCACUCAGGGCCUGACAGGUUACUAGGAUAGAGCCUCAGGAUGAACGUCUCUUGCUGCUAUAGUCCCUUUGUUCCCAUUUCUUUGGCUCAUUCUCAACCUUCCUAGACCCUAAAAGUAGUUCUUGUGCCACAGCCAACAUUAAAGAUUUGAGAUUUGAACUUGCUUGAACAUCACAUUAGCUCUGCCAGCUAUACAGUUGACUUCAUUUGUAUAUAGUUAUUCAUUGAAUGAAAUGCCUGCAGUGUGGGUUUUAUACUUAUGCAAACUUUAAUUUUUUUUAAAUUGUGUACAAAAGAUUUUUUUUUACUGUUCAUGAUAUUGCACAAGGAUAUUUUGUUUACAAUAAAUUCAUAUUUUAUUCAUUUUAAUAAAA